This is a messenger RNA of Caretta caretta (loggerhead turtle), 4891 nucleotides long. Its product is annotated as palmitoyl-protein thioesterase ABHD10, mitochondrial-like. Gene Ontology annotation, cellular component: mitochondrion. Gene Ontology annotation, biological process: protein depalmitoylation. The record is from RefSeq and is a predicted model, not a curated record. Gene Ontology annotation, molecular function: hydrolase activity, hydrolyzing O-glycosyl compounds; palmitoyl-(protein) hydrolase activity. Lineage: Eukaryota; Metazoa; Chordata; Testudines; Cheloniidae.
GGCACCAUAUUUGGGGAAAGACUCCGAAAGACAGUGACCGAAGAGUCUGCGGGAAGCAUUCCCCACAUGCCUGGAGCGAGUGGCUUUCGGGCCCGGACAAAGCAGGGUCCUGGGAUCUGAUGGAGUAAGUCCUUUUAUAGACAGAAGCUCACCAGGCUCCUGGUGAAUGUACAGGGAGGUUUUUGUCCCUGACUUCAUGGCUGGUUUUCCCGUAUGCUCACAUUCCCCAUCAUCGGCAGGGCUAGAGGUUUGUGAGCAAAGCUUCCCAGAGAGCCUGCCUGCAGCAGCCAGGGGACAAGCCAAGCAGCCCUGGGAUGGCAGUGGGCUGUGCAAGCGCGUGGCCGGCUUUUCAGCAAAUCACCUUCUCCAUUUUUAUAGAGAAGCCUUCCCUGCUCCUGCACCUAAUAACCCCGGUCAUUUCCCCCCACACCAAGGCUGUUUCACAGGCUGAUAGCCCCUGAGGCCAAGACUCUGAUUUCGGGGGCCUUCACUGCUGGGUGCCUGGUAGGAGACACCAUGGGGCCUGUUUUCAGAACUGCAGAGCACCCCCAUCCCAGGCACAACCCUGGGUCUCCAGUUGCACAUGCAAAAAUAGAGGUGCCAGAAGCCACGGGGCCGCUUUUGAGAACGUCGGCCUUUGCUGUGGCUUCCCAAAUGCUACACGUGCUCGCCAGCCCCGGGCCUCACAGAGGGAGUGAAUGCCAGCCCCGCUGAGCGGGGAGUGACCCGCUGCCUGAUAGGGCCCGGCAACGUGACUCAACAGCUUGGGAAGGACCGCAUCGCCAGGUGUAUGUGCAGGGUGCCACGGGGCGUGGAGGGAGGUCACCUGGGGCGGGAAGCAUGGGGCUGGGUGGCCAGGGCCAGCACCUCACUGCUUACAGAGUGUGCCGGGGGUUAAUGGCCACAGAUGGUCAGGGGCGUGGGGAUCUGUCAUCCAACGGCUGGCACCUCCAGCGUUGGCUCUCACGGCACCGUGGCCCAAUGCUGGCGCAGGGAAAGGGGGGCCCUCUGCUGCCUCCCCGGCACCCGUGCAGGGGAAGGGGCUCCUGCCGGUACCUACCCAGCCCAACCCUGCUCCCGCUUGGAGCGCAGGUUGGGAGAAAAUGUGAUUUGGGCAAAUGGCAGGUGUCAGUUAUGAGAGCAAAAUCGUACCCCGAGCCGGGUCACAGCCCCCAACGUGAGGUGGCAGAGUGAAGCCACCUCUCUGUCCCCUCAGCUGCAGCAGAGAAGUCGGAGUCUCCACCACAGGACUUAGCUCGGCUGGGGGCAUGUCGCCUGCCGCACUCUGAGGGAAGGAGAGAGGAAGUGGGUCUUAUCCCAUCCCAGGGGAGGGGCUCGCUUUAACGCUACACUUGGGUGUUAGCAACAUAACCCCAGCAGCUCCCACUGCCUGCCCAGGACCUCUCCUCGGAGCCCGGAGGUGCCCCAGGCUUUUAGUGCCCUGAUUCUGGCUGCGCUUGUCUGGAGCGGGAUGCACGUCUCGUCAUUCUCCCACCAGGUGCCCGGCCCAGCCCCCUGGGGAGUGAAGCAAAGUCACUGGGCCCGAGUCUCCUGGAGCAAAGUGCAUGUAAACACUCCUGCUAUGCGGCGCCCUAAGCCAAGGCCCCAGGAAGGCCCACUGGCUGCCCAGCGAUGGAUUUGAACAAACCCCGCACAGACUGAGGACAAUGCCCCUGGGCUCAGGUGGGCGCUGGUUGUCAGGCCGGGCUGCGAACCCCUUUGCUGCCCUGUGGAUUGCUGAUGUCGGACAAUGAGAGUGGCUCUGAGGUGAGGCUGUGACUCUCGUUCAUGCGGCAUGGGGGAGCCAUGCAACCCUCCUGCACCCCAGGUUCCACUGCUGGGAUGCUCAAGGGUUAAUGGGACAAGACAUGUGGCUAUGCAGAAUUUGGGGUCUAAGCCACCCCCCCUGCAGCCUGGGGACUGCUCUGUGGGAGCUGCAGGGACAGCCUUUACCCAGCUUGAUCUCUAGCUCAGCUUUGAAGCAAGAAUUUCAGCAGCAAAGCAUUGCAGUGGAGCAAGAGUGACAUCGCCUGGUCAGCUGGGUCCUCGGGACCAGAGCAGCUCCGUCAGACUAACAGCUGAGCUCCCACAGUGGAGAGCCCAGGGCAGGGUGGACCCUGGGCCAGUCCCACACAAAGGCUCCAGGAUGCACGCAGAAGCCUGGGGCUAGCGGGGUCCCAAAGCAUCUGCCAUCUCCUCUGAGCUAGAGAGAUGUGGUGACAAUUUUAAAUAAACUGCUAGCAACGGGGCAUGGUGGGCUCAUGCGCUUGCCUUCCCCUCCGGGGGCAAACGUGGCUGGGUUGCAACCAAACAUGAAAUGAAUCUGGUGGGGCUUGUGAUGUGUUACCCCAUGUUCUUUAUGAAAACAUGCUUAUGACAUGAACACGACAUAACUGUACUUCAUGCAAGAUGGCUCAUGUGAGGUAUCACUGGAGAGGUUAUGAUUUACUGAAUGUGAUUAUCCGAUUGUAUGCCUGCAUCAUUUCUGUAUCUAAAGUUAGGAAUAUUGACUAGGUAUCUGUAUUUCAGCUAUGCUAUUUUGGGUGACACCCACUGCCAACACUUCAGGUACAACAGUGGAAAAGCCAGACAGGGCGGAUGGCCCAUCAGCAAGGACAAGGGACUGUGAAAUGCUUGGCCUUCCUGUGGACCCUCCAUACUGCCUCUGACUCAUGGAGGCUGUGAUAAGAGUCAGGUGGGGAGGAAGACAAACAGGACUCUUCCUCUCCAUGGCCUGUCUGCCCAAGUAGAAAGACUGCAAAAGCCACCUGAAGGGAAGGCAAGUGGGGGGAGUCCAGACUGAGACAGGGGUCCAGUCUGAAAAGGAGCAUAACUGGAAUUCUGAACCACAGAAACUUUGCAACCUGCCUGCAAUAAUAUCUAGGCACCAAGCUCCCCGGCCCCACCAUGGCAUCACCUUUAUUCUUGUCGCGGGGAGCCCUGCCCCGCUUGGCUUACAACAGGCUGGCCGGUCGCAGCCCCGGCAUCGUCUUCCUCUUGGGGUUCAAGGACACCAGAGCUAACCCCAAGUGCCUGGCCCUAGAACAGUUCUGCCAGGAGUCGGGACGGGCUUUCCUGAGCUUCGACUACACGGGCUGCGGCAGCUCGGACGGGUGUUUUGAGGACUGUUUGAUCGGCCACUGGAAAAACGACGUCCUAACAGUGCUGGAUGAACUCACCAGCGGGCCACAGAUCCUUGUUGGGGCCAGCAUGGGAGGCUGGCUCAUGCUCUUAGCAGCCCUGGAGCGGCCAGGGAGGGUGGCUGGGCUGGUGGCCACAGGAAUCGGGGCUGAUGCCUUCAUAACCCUGUAUAGAGAGCUCCCUCCGGAGGUGAAGGGCGAAAUGGAGCAGACAGGAGUCUUUAACUACAAGAUGGCUGGGUCUGGGUCUGUGCUAAUUAAGCGGGAGUUCUUUGCGGAGAUGGAGGAGCACAGUCUGCUGGGGCGCCCGUCCAUCCCCAUCACCUGCCCUGUCCGGCUGCUCCAUGGCAUGCAGGACCAGUUCAUACCAUGGGGCAGGGCCGUGCAGGUGGCUGAACAUCUGGAGAGCCAGGAUGUCCGCAUCACACUAUUCAAGGGCGGGCAGCACGGACUGAAGGGAGCGGAGGAGCUGAGGGUGCUCGUGGGGACGGUCAGGGACCUUGCUGAGAGCCUGCAGAGAGAGACAGGGCUUGGAGAGAGAGUGGAAGCAGCUGUGGGAACAGAGCCUGCUGAUGGGGCAGCGGUGACCAGACAAGGAGCCCCUUCUGGGCCCAGAUGCGAGGCCAGGGAGCAGGGCCAUGCUGAACCUAGCCCUGUCUAAUCAGUUAAUGAAGAGUGUGUGUAGUGCUGGGCCCCCACUGCCCAUGGCACCCCAAAGGCCCAAGCCAACCCCCUUAGCACCAGGACGUGCUCAGAUCCUUGGCUUGCUAAUGAGCUCCCUGCAGGGGGUGAGGUGACUGCGCCCAGCUUGUAGGGCUGUGAGAGUCUGCUACUGUCCAGUGAAUCUGGAAAGCGGCUCCUGGAAGGAUCCGUGGCCACAGGGAUCGAAUGUGGGUCUCUGGGCCUCGAACAGAAAAAUGGCUCAACCCCUUACCCUCUCCCAUCACAAACACCUGAGAACCUGAAAAGGGCUCAGGUUUUUGAGAAAAACAUUAAACUUUCCUGAAGAAAUGGUUAGUGGUGCUUCGCUGUUCGGGACCGAAGCAUCCCUGGCUCGGUUUGUCAGCUGGCAGCUGGGGUGGCCCUAGGGCACUUCCUGGGGCAGAGCCACACUGGGGUCACAGCAGAGUUUGCACAGCUGUCACUGGCCCCAUUCAGGAAAUAAAUCAGUUCCCCCAGUUGUUUCUCUGCUCUUGCCCUCCUGGCCUGGGAGUGAACAGGCUCAGGGAAGGGGGUUGGACAUUCAGCCGUCCCCCCUGGAGUUCCCAGCGCUGUUCCACGGCCCACUGCCUGUGAGGGGGGCUGCCAGGCAGGGUGUUGUCAGAAGCAUUCUUGCUGAGGGGGCCAGGCGAGGAGAGGCCUGGCAGGUGCCCAUGAUUUGGGCUCCAUCAAGGCCAGAUGAAAGGGAACAAAACAGGCCCUCUGGGUCAGGAUUGGCUUUGCUCUGAGCCUGCCGGGCCAGGGUGGCUUCGUGCCCGUGGGUUGGGCGUUUCCCCCUGCAGGGGCCGCGCUGCUGCUAUGGCAGGUGGGGGUGAUAUUUUUACCGGUACAACGUCUCCCAGGGUGCUGUACCCUCCACAGAAACUGCUAUGCCAGCCGGCGGCAGCCCUCCCCUGCGAGAACUGGGCCCACAGCAGGGGCUGGAACUAGACUGCUGCGGUUAAAAUCUCCAACUUUGGUGUAGCCAGGCCCGUGGGCGUGGACUGCAGCCAGUCGCUGCUUGAUGUCCUGGGGCGGGGACAGAUGGGGGG